Molecule: messenger RNA, 855 nt
Organism: Adineta ricciae
Lineage: Eukaryota; Metazoa; Rotifera; Eurotatoria; Adinetida; Adinetidae
Source: the annotation of a GenBank genome assembly
AUGGCCUCUUCAUCUGGACUUGGGACAAAAAAGAAAUCUUCCAGUACUGAAACGAAAGAACACUCUGAUGAGGAUGUGAGCUACGCGCUUUAUAUUGCAUGCCGUAAUGGCGAUCUGUAUGCUGUUCGACAACAUCUUUCACGCUUUCCUAAUACGGAUCCUAAUGAACAUUUACCUAACGGAAGUACUGCUCUUCAUGUAGCUUCGUAUUACGGCCAUACUCCAGUCGUUCACCUAAUACUCCAACAGUGUUCUGUCAAUUACCUCACAAGAAAUCAAUACGGAUUAACAGCGUACGAAGAGGCGUACAACAUGGAAAUUCGUGAAAUGUUACGUUCAGCUCAAGAUGAAACAGUCAAACGGCAGCAAUGGCCCGUACUGCUUGAACUAAACAAUAAGCCUCAGACAAGGACAAGAAAUAGCCUCGUCGAACUGUUUGAUCUGCUAACAGCUACUUGUUUCACACUUGCUGACGCUGUCGAAACUCACGAUCUUAAUCAUCGUAAAUGGCUUAUUAUUGAUGCAGAACAUGUAGAAAAUGAUGAGAUUAUAAGAUUUUUAAAAAAUCUUUCGUCUGUUCAUUCAUGUCUACCUGCGAUUUAUAUUCUGGCAGGGAGCUCGUCAAAAGAUUUUCUCUUAUCUUUGAACGUUUUCUCGAGUGUGCAAGGUGUAUUUGACAACAAAGAAGCUCUUGUCGUUCGAUGGGCAUUGGAUUCAGCUUUGGAACACCGAAAAAUCGGACAACAGCUUCUUGACUGUAGCGAUGCGAAAAGAGCUCACAUCAGUUUCAACGAAAGUCUUGCCCUGUAUCAGCGAUUGGCUGGCAUCGUUAAUUCGCAACACAUAAUGAAUUAA